CAAACAUGCUGAAGAUUGAGAUAGAGGUUAAUAAAGCUAUAUUUUUAAAUUGUUUUUGUAUCUUCACUUUAGUGUCAGGCUAUUUUACGACAUGUAUUUCAAAGAGGGCGGGGCUUUGCCAAAAGGAAGGACUGCCUCGGCUCGGCACGAGCGGGACCAAGGGUUGCCGUGGUAACCGACCUAACGUAACGUACGUUCAUUCAAAAGGACCACAGGUACUACAGUCCCGUUGAGAACGAAGAUGGAGGUUGAGACGACGGAGACUUUACGCUCGACCCCGACUCGACAUGAAAAAAGUUUGGGGCUCCUCACGAUGAAGUUUGUCUGUCUACUACAAGAAACUAAGGAUGGCGUCCUUGAUUUGAAAGUGGCUGCGGAUAGCUUGGCUGUCAAGCAAAAGAGGAGGAUUUACGACAUUACCAAUGUGCUGGAAGGUGUGGGUCUGAUUGAGAAGAAAAACAAAAAUGUGAUACAGUGGAGAGGUCAAGACAGAAACAGCCAAACUCAGGAGGUACUGGGGCAGGUCAAAGCUUUAAAGGCCCAAAUCUCUGAGCUCGAGACUCAAGAAAAAGAGCUGGAUGAGCAGAGUGCCUGGCUGGAGGAAAACAUAAAACAUCUCAACCAUGAUCCUGUCACCAGUGCCUAUAAGUUUGUGACACAUGAGGACAUCUGCAGUGCUUUUGGUGAAGACACCCUAGUGGCCAUUGUGGCUCCUUCUGGAACCCAGCUGGAAGUUCCUCUUCCUAAAACGCAGAAAAGCGGUCAGAGGAAAUACCAGGUGAACCUGCGGAGCCAUUCAGCUCCCAUCCAAGUGACACUUAUGAGCCGAGGUUCAGACAGCGUACCAGUGGUCCUUCCUCUACCACCCACUGAUGAUAUCUGCCUGAUGCCAACUCCACCCAGCACCCCCGCCAGUCUGCAGAGGUUACCCCUCUUAAACUCUGCUUGCUCCACAUCCACCACCACCCCUCUGUACUGCAGCCAGGACUCAAUCUGCUCAGACCACCAGAUGGUGCUGCUAGACCUCGAUGAAGUGCUGACAGCAGCAGCCACCUCUGGUGAUGAUGAGGAAAUGGGUAAGAAUAGAGAUUGUCACUUGCAGCCAGGAGCCAUGUUGGAGCAGCAUCAGAUAGACCUGACAGAUCCUGAUCUCCAGACGAUGCUGGAUGUUGGCAACCUGCUGAAGCUCAGCAGCCCUGGAGACCACGUGGAGGAUGAUCAAGAAGGAGCUGUUGACCUAAUUGAUGAGCUGAUGUCUGCUAAUGGUGUUGACUACAGCUUCAAUCUGGACGACAGUGAGGGAGUGAGCGACCUGUUUGACGUGCAGAUCCUUAAUUACUGAUCUCAGAUUGAAGCUCCGAGAAACUGUUCUUUUUGCCCAAAAGACCCAAAUAAAUUGGCAUUUUUACUAUUUAGUUGUAAUUGCACAACUAAUACCUUACAUUGUAGCCUUUUAAUAAAAACAAAACCAGAACAGAACAAAACAACAAUGCCCACAACACCCGUAGUCUGCACAGCUGUACAUCAGACAUCCUAUACAUUCAGUUUACAACACUGGCCUACUGCCAAAAAAAAAAAAAAAUUACCCAAGUCCUUAAAUAUCUGCUAUUUAUUUAUUUAUAUGGUAUUGAUAUUUUAAUGGUUUUCUAGGUAAACACAGCACAGCACAGAUGAGAUGAAUAAGAGGAAAGAAGCAAAAACUCUUUACCAAAAGAUUUUUCACAGGGUUUGUGAGUUUGAUCACAGGUUUCAUAGUUUUGUUCUACCUACAUUAAAUGAGUAAAUAUUUUAUUCUUGGAAAAAAACAAAUUUUAUUUAUGUAUAUAAUUCACACUGCCACUAAAGGCCUUGCUUUUUUUUAAAAUCACAGUUGUAUUUUAUAUAACGACAUUUCAUAUUUAAAAAAGGUUCUAGUUCUUUUUAUUGAUUGUGAGUAAUAUUUCAUAUUUCUAAUGAGUAAUAUAAACCCUGAAUGGCACAUUUUGUUCAUUUAAAUGAAGUUGUUUUUGUUGCACAUAAGAUAGUUUUCAUACAAUUGCUUUAAAGAAAUUUUCCAACUCAAAAAGCAGCACAGUUUAAGGGAAAAAAGUAUUUGUUUGUGAAUCUGUGAAAUUAUACAGAUGGCACUGUUUAUGAUAAAUUACCCAACAUUUAACAAUGAAUUGAAACUUUUUCUUCUGCUUCUCUCUUUUUUUUUUUGGCUGAGCAAAGUGUUUUGCUGUCACUGCAGCAGAUGCCGAACCUCAGUCAGAUGUUUUCCACAUGAGAGCACAAGGAAAGAAUGACCUGAAGAAAAAAAAAAACUUGAUCUGAAUCAGCUGGGAAACAGAAACCCAGACAGAAAUCUCUGAAUCUCAUUAAUGAGGAGUUGGUUUAUACUUUCUUUUUUAUUUAUUUAUGUUACUGUAUAUGUGUCUGUUAAUGUUCUCAAACAUGGAGGAAAUCAAACAUUUAAGUGUUGUGCUCUUUACAGUUCAGCCACACAUUGAUUUAUUAUCAUAGUUUUAAAAAGUUUGCAGUGACAAAAUGUUAGAUAUGAUUAUCCUGUUAUUAAAGUGUCUUUCAGUUUGCUUGCUGUGUGUGUGUGUGUGUGUGUGUGUGUGUGUGUGUACAGUUAUUUAGAUGUUCAGAGGAAUUCAGGAAAUGAGAACUGUGUGUUUUUUGUCCACAAUAAACAGUUCAAUCCCUCGGGAUAUCAAAGUUC
This is a messenger RNA of Nothobranchius furzeri (turquoise killifish), 2704 nucleotides long. The record is from RefSeq and is a predicted model, not a curated record. Lineage: Eukaryota; Metazoa; Chordata; Actinopteri; Cyprinodontiformes; Nothobranchiidae.